CAUAAGCGUUUCAGUGUCGCCAAAAGGCUGCGCUGUUUUUGUGCAGGCGCACCCGCUGUUAAAGCGAGGAGGUUUAUUGACCUGGGUGCUCCCCGGGCUUUGGAGCGCCGCUCCCUCAGGCGGCGCCUCGCCUCACGGCGUCUCAAAGCCGCCAAAUAAACGCGUUAAAACGCGCGGAUUUUCCCCAUCUUGGUGGGAAACCAGGGGGCGUAGCUGGGCCAACUGUUUUCCAGUUAGGCAGUUUAAUAAUGUGCUGGUUCCAGAGGUUGCUGUAUUAGCUGUGUGUCUCAAACUUGUGACUUUAAGGAGUUAGUAUUUCCUCUCCUGCUGGUAAGGAAUGCUGAGGAAUACUUAGUUUACAAAAGCUUGCACUUGUUCAGAGGAAAAGUGGAAAGAAGUGAAGGUGUGAGACGGAGACUACACUGAUUAUUCCUUGCCAAGGCUUUCUUCCAAGAGGAUGUCUGAGUUCUGAUACCACACUCUUUGAAAUGAACAGUACAUUUCUGAUGUGUUAAAUCAUAUUAAUGCUUCCAUGGAAAUCAGUAGCUAACUGCAGAACAACUGAGAUCUAGCACCUCUGUCAUACUCUAGUCUCUUUGAUUAAAUUAGUAUAGAUGAAAUGUUUGGGUUUUUUUUUUUUUUUGACAGGUACUUGGCCCAAAAAUGUUGGCAUUUGAUAAUGACAGUUGUUGUUCAUAAAAUGCUUGGAAUAAAAUACUUGCCCUAUUCAACAGAAUGUUACUUGUGUACUGAAAAUGGAAAGACAAGACUACAGAAUAAAUAUAGAAAUCUGAGUCUUCUGCUAGUAAAACAGUACUUUGGAAGAUGUUAGAAAGUAGUGGAGGAACUUAAUCUUAUUUAAACUAUAUCCUCUUUGUGUUAUACCCCUUUUAAAACAAUUGUUUGCAUUCUGAAAUCUGUGCAUGCUCUCUAAAACCCAAGUUUUUAACAGAAAGCCUAAAGAAGGGAAAAACACAUUGGAGAAGCAAGGACUUGAGUGCAGAAUUCAGUUCCAAAAAUAACAGUGAACACUUGUGCUGAAACUCUCAGGAAGGAUGAAGCCUGAGAAACAGCCUGAAGAUGAAGAAAGCUUAUGGGAAUAUGUCAACAAAUCUUUCUCUGUUUCCUGGAGCGCUUGAUGUGUUUGUACGUGCGCCCUUCUUGGAAGGCCGGGGACAUUUUGUUCGGUGAUUUGAGAAGUGAUGUGGCCGGGUGCCACGCUGGAAGCCUGUUCUCAUAUCUCCUAUCAACACGAAUGGAAGUCACCGAUAGGAUCUUCCCACAUUGCUUCCUCAGAAGUUUAUUACCGUGUGGUAAAUGUACCCUUCAUCCUGUGGAUGCUGAAUGUGAGAGAUCAGGCAGCAGCAGCACAUUCACCCUGCAAAUAAUUCUCAAAAUCUCAGGCUGUUAAUUGAGUCUGCACACAUUUUGGAUCAGUAUGGGAAGCUCCUGCUUCAGGUGAAGAAGCAUUCCAGCCAUCAGCCUGCUGAAUAUUCAUUAUCCUUUCCUCACCUGUGCUGCAAGGUACCAUGCUGACCAUGAGAAUUCCAGGCCUUAAACUUCUCUGAUAGGAUUUAUUCCACAGCACCAACAUCUGAUAAACAGCUCAGGUGAAGAAGCAAGACCUGUGGCCAGGUCUUAAGUGCUUUGGGAAGUGAAUAUUUCUUCUUCACAGUAGAAAUCUUUGCUCUAUUGGUGCACAAGGCUUGUGCAUGCUUGAAGAUUGUAGAUCUUCACCCACAUCCAUUCUGCCUGUGACAUGCAUCCCUGGGAAGUGCAGUGAUGUAUUGAUGAGCAACCUGAAGUAUUGAUGAGGACCUUGAAGUAUUGAUCAGCACCCUGAUUCCCAGGCAGGUGUCACACCUGCAGAUCGCGAGGCCUCCCGGCGCUUAUGCCUUCAGGCUAACUUGAGCCAGAUUCUGCCAGCAGUGCAUGGUCCUCUUAGUCCACAUUGCAGCUCCACGUGCUUCGCGCUGCCCACCAUGCCAACCUUACCCGAAGACAAGGGACAAGCAAAAGAGGCCCAGCACAACAGCUCUCCUCCAGCCAAAGACACGACCGUUGAAGGGACAACGUGCAGCACACCUUCUAUUGUUCUUCCAGAGAAUGCUCUUACACCAGAUAUAGAAAUUGAUAAAAAUGUGGUUAACAGGCCUCGGAGUCCUCAUAGGAGACAUUCUAACCGUGCCACCAGGAAUUCAACAAGUUCACUGACUUCUGUUGACAAUAGCGGUCACGUGAUUGAUCUGGUGAAUGACCCACUACCAGAUGUCAAAAUAUCAGAGGAGGACAAAAAGAAGAACCUUGAAUUGUUAGAAGAAGCAAAGAAAGUGAGUGAGAGGUUCCUAACACGCAGAGGCAGAAAGUCAAGAAGCAGCCUCUCAGAGUCACCCACAGGGUCUGAUGCAUGCACAACCACUAGUAUUGAGUCAGUAUCUCCAGAACAGAAUAACAGAAUUGUGAAAGAGGAGGACAGGCAAACUGCAGAGAAUGCUGCAAAAGGAUUAAUUGAUCGAAGGCAGAAUGACCAAAGAAAGAUUUCUCAGGGAAGGUUGGCUCCUCGUUCUGCUGGCUUUGAAAACUCCAAAGAGAAGCUCUCUGACCAAAAGGAAAACUUUGAUCCACGUAAACAUAUGGAUACUUUACCUAAAUUCUCCCCUUCAGCUGCUGACGGUGGCAGAAUGUCUCAUAAUACUUGCGUGAAUGUUUGUGAAAAUGAACUUGGAAAAUCAUUCCUCAAGAAAGGGAAAGAAAAUGAUGUUCCUUUAAGAACCCAUCUACCAGGACCAGGAAUAGGAAAUAUGGACUCAAAGCUCAAAAUUCCUGUUCCAGAAAUGAGGGACCAUAAAGUUCCAUGUAAACCAGAAUUUAAACUGUGUGGACUGCGUCCUCCUCUAUUACGAGCUGUGUCCUGGGAUAGCUUGGAGCCUGGACAGAAAGAGAAAACCCCUUUAAAAUUACCUUCUGAGGAAGAUAAGAGCUUUGUUGGUAAUAAAUCCAGCAAUCAGUUAAAAGCAUUCAAAGACCUUCAAAUCCAAGUUCAGCCGGUUCGAAUGCAGAAGCUGACAAAGCUCAGAGAGGAGCAUAUUUUGAUGAGAAAUCAAAAUUUAGUUGGACUUAAACUUCCUGAACUUAGUGAAGCAGCAGAACAGGAAAAAGGCUCUUCACCUCUCCCUUCCCCCACUGAAGAGGAAGAGACGAAGAACAGCUCUGAUGUCAUGCCCAGCAUUCCUGAUGUACUGCUGCGAAAACUGAGAGUGCACAAAUCGCUCCCAGGAAGCUCCCCACCACUCACUGAAAAAGAAGUUGAGAAUGUAUUUGUACAACUCUCCUUGGCCUUUAGAAAUGAUAGUUAUACAUUGGAAUCUAGAAUUCAGCAGGCAGAGAGAGAGAGAAAUCUUACUGAAGAGAAUGCUGAGAAGGAACUGGAAAACUUUAAAACAGCCAUUACGUCUUCAGCUCACCUGUGGCACCACUAUGAGCACAGGGAAGCCUACCAGAAGCUCCUGGAGGACAUCGCGGUGCUGCGGCGUUUGGCUGCCAGGCUCUCGAGCCGCGCCGAGAUGGUCGGAGCCGUUCGGCAGGAGAAGCGUAUGUCAAAGGCAACAGAAGUAAUGAUGCAGUAUGUGGAAAAUCUGAAAAGGACAUAUGAAAAGGAUCAUGCUGAACUAAUGGAGUUCAAGAAACUUGCCAAUCAGAAUUCUAGCAGAAGCUAUGGUUCAUCUGAAGAUGGGGUUCCUCGUUCAUCUAGAUCCAUGUCUCUCACUGUUGGAAAGAAUAUGCCCCGGAGGAGAGUCAGUGUUGCGGUUGUUCCUAAAUUUAACUCCUUGAACAUUCCUGGUCAGUCACCAACAGCUUCACCUAUACCUGCAAUGCCAUCCCUGUCUGAAUCACCCAGUAAUGGAAGGAGCAACCUAACGUCUACUCCUGCUCUGCCAGCACUUCUAGAAAAUGGGAAGUCAAAUGGAGAGCCUGACUGUGAAACCUCAACUCCUGUGCUGGCACAGAGUGGGUUGGAAGAGAUCAGUCCUGAAACUAAAGCCAAGAUAGAAGAGGAAGCAUAUAACAAGGGAUAUCAGGAAGCCUUGAAGAAAACCAAAGAACUUCAGGAACUGAAGGAAGAAGAUGAAGAGACACCCAAAGAAAGUCAUGAUGAACAUGAAGAAAGUGAAAAUGAAGAUGAGAUAAAAAAUCUGAAAAGCAGCAGACUUGAAGUCAUCGUUAAUUAUUUAUAUAUCCUGUACCCCAAACUGUGCAAACACUGGAAUGUGCUGUGGCUUGUAGUGGCUGCAAUAGUCAUUUUUGCCGUGGUGUUGGGAAUCUACCAUUUCUACAACUCCUGUGAUGAAAAGUCAGAGGCACCCGAAGGGAAGGCCAGCUGUUCUGCGGCCCAUCAGUACUCCUGGUGGAGCUCAGGACUCCGCCAGGAGCAGCGCACGGAAUAACAGAGCAACGAGCGCGCCCUUCUGAUCCCUGAGCAAGCUUGUGCAUUAGAGCACCAUUGUUAAAGGUAGUGCUUAGUCAUCCCUGAGGCUGUUCCAUGUGAUCCCUUAGGCAAGUGAGUCGCUCCACACCACCAGGUUUGGGAUGCGUGGUGAGCAUUCCUUGCCAAGACGCCAAUCUGCUAAAUAAUCCUGUCUUGUUCUCUUAUUGUAAAGGACUCGUACAAAUCAAGUUGUCUUGAAUCAUGGUAAGGUUGUGGCAGUAAUCAGCGACCUGCAAGACAUUUAAAAGAAUGAUUUGCAUGGGACAUCGACAUUUCUAAGACCAUCAUAAAACCCACAUUUGCAGUUAGUGCUUUACUUUAUAUUUCCUGAAUUUAUUGUUGAUUGUUGAAGUGCUAAUUGCAUUUAAGUCCUUUGGGUUUUAAGAGGCUAAUUAAUUUCCUUAUUCAUGACUAUUGGGUAGAAAUAGAAACAUUUCCAUGGAAGAAUAUAAUUAUCUUCUAAGACCAAAUGCCUUGCUGCUAAAGUAAUUUUCUAAGAGGAAUUGUCUAUGUGAUUAUUUAAAUGGAAUGCUGAGUACGUGCAUAAAUGUGUUUUAUGAUAUACUUUAAGAAUGGGACCACCACUUUUUGUAAAAUGGAAUACUCAACAGAACCUGAAAUGGGGUCUAGGUGGCACAGAUAUCAUCCAAAAAGUCUGGGAACUUCUGAUAUAUAAAAGUUGCUGAAAAUGCACGUAUGCCACUCAGAGUCAGUACUGGUUACAGCCAAAAGCGGUAGCUGCCUGGAAAGGGUCCUUGUGCUACUCAAGCCCAAAACACAGCAGUCUUGGGCAUGGGAAGCAGACUUCAAUUCUUUAUUGAAAAAGAAAAGAAUAACUCUUCAAACUUCUGUAAUAGAGGUGACCACACCAAGCAGACUCUGCUCUCCUGCUAACACUGGAAAUAAACAUUCUUUGAGAUCUGCAGCAGCAGCAGAGUUCUGAGAGCAUCCAGAACCCAACCAGUGCCUACAUGAAUCAGGCCGUGGUAGCAGUGAGGGCUUAGGAGAGCUCACUGUGUGUUUUCAGUAGUUCAUUUCAGGAAUCUGAUGCCAAGACCAAAAGUGAUCUGAUAUGCUUCCAAAGCUGAACUACCACAUCGGGCUAGAAUAAACUGGAUUUUUUGCCAGUUCUGCCCAUUUGGGAGUUGUGAGUUCUUACACAAGAAUGCGAAAGCCUGAAAUUUUUGCAAUUUGAAAAUGGUGGAGCCAUUACCUGUACAAAACCCAGCAGCUAGGGCUGACACCAAAAUGUGUGUCACUGAAGGUGUGCCGUUUGUACCUGCUGAGCAUCGCUUCUGAGUGAAGGUGAACCAUGUUUGUCUUUCCAUUGCUGUUUGGAAUUAUUUGCUGCAACAACAGCAAUUCCAGCGUGACACUCCGUUGCACUCCUGUCCUCCCUUCUCCUGGCAUUUUCUGACUGAGAACUGGCUCUGUUUUCCAGUGGAAGGAUAAGAGGGUUAUGAAGUACUGUAAUUUCAGUUCCGAUGCAGUCAAUAUUGUCCUGUCUUCUCCUGGUGGAAACACAGAACCUCAAGCUAUCAAAGAAAACAGGUUUCCAACUCAGUCAGAAAUUUAAUUCACAUAUCUGGCACUAGUAACAAGUAUCCUUCUGGUGAAUUUUUGUUGGCCAUGUGUUUCUUAGGAGAAAGAAGAAAAAAAAAAAAAA
Hirundo rustica (Barn swallow) is the source of this 6152-nucleotide messenger RNA. It is a transcript of the gene IRAG1, whose product is annotated as inositol 1,4,5-triphosphate receptor associated 1. NCBI's taxonomy places the organism in Eukaryota, Metazoa, Chordata, Aves, Passeriformes, Hirundinidae. The coding region runs from base 1983 to 4445 and encodes 820 amino acids. The transcript has 29 exons. The record is from RefSeq and is a predicted model, not a curated record.